Closterium sp. NIES-67 is the source of this 1917-nucleotide messenger RNA. Lineage: Eukaryota; Viridiplantae; Streptophyta; Zygnematophyceae; Desmidiales; Closteriaceae. The record is from the annotation of a GenBank genome assembly.
GAUCCCAAACCGAAUGAGCCGCCGAAGAGCAGCAAUGGACUGGGGAUUCAGGAGCUACUUUAUUGAGUCGACGGCUGCUGCUCAUCUUCUCGUUCGUUUUGCCAGAUCCCGAGCCUUUUCCCAGAAAUGCCUGUCUUUAAAGUAGUCACCGCGGUAGCGAUGAGAGCGCUGCUGGUACGCAACGUUUCCUUACUGUGCGACUGAACGACUGAGCGACUGUGCGACUGAGAGACGGAGGGACUGAGCGACUGAGCGACUGUGCGACUGUGCGACUGAGUGACCGAGCGACCCAGCGACCCAGCGACUAAAACGACCGAGCGACGGAGAUACUGCGUCAUAAGUGGGGCUGAUCGAUCACGACCAUGGCGCGAACCAGAUUCGCCUCGACCCUCCCGUCGGCCCUCCCUUCAGGCCUCUCUUGGGCCCGCCCUUCCCUGCUGCUCCGUCUCUUCGUCGCGGCGUCCCCGCUACUACCGGAGGCAUAUCUCGUGGAGGGCGAUCGCGUGGAGGGCGAUCGCGUGAAGGGCGAUCGCGUGGAGGGCGAUCGCGUGAAGGGCGAUCUCGUGGAGGGCGAUCGCGUGGAGGGCGAUCGCGUGGCACAAUUCCCCGACUGCCCGCUCACCGGGCGGCGGCGGCGACCCAAGAAAAACCCCGGGACCCCUGCGUGGGCCAUCCUCUCGCCCCUCCUUUGCCUCCUCCUGCUGCUCCUUCCCUCCGUCGCGGCGUCCCCGCUACCGUUGGGCUAUCGCGUGGAGGAGUACCCCGACUGCCCGCUCACCGGGCGGCAACCCGAAUAUAUCGCGGCUUUUCCGGCCGUCGAACCGGGCCCUGGCUCGCCGCGGAGGUGCUUCAGCGAGGACGACGACAGGACGUGCUGCGGGCCGUGCGGCGGCUGGGAGCUCGGGUUAAGAUAUGUGCAAUCAAACGUCUCCCUCGUCUUUGACGCCUUUGGCGGCCCUGCUGCUGCUGGCAUCGACCCGGCCAACCCGCCCACUGCAUGUCAAGCCCUCCAAGGCUAUCCGCUGUGCGCGCAUCUGCUCGAAAUGGUCAUGUGCGUGGCCACCUGCAACGCAGACACCGAAUUUGUUGUGAAGGAGCCGGAUGAAGGCCCUGUUCCCACCAUCAGCAUAUGCGAGGAGCUGGCCGAUAGACUCAAGGAGUCGUGCGCCGGAACUCUGUGUGACAUAUGCGAGGAGCUGGCCGAUAGACUCAAGGAGUCGUGCGCCGGAACUCUGUUCGGUCGGAUCAACACCACCAUGGAUAGCUAUGCGUUCACCACGGAGGUCGUCACAGCGAUAGGCAGGCAGCUGUUUGGCAUCCCUGGCUUCACUGCUGUCAUCUCCUUCUCAGGGGGGUGCCUCGUAGGCCCGCAAGGCCAAGAGGGCUUCCCCAACACCUUCUGCUGUGAUCCGUUCAACUUCGAUCCCUCCCAAUGCCCCGUGGCCUUCCUAUCCAACACCUUCGCCGAAACACACCCACACGAGGACCACGUCAACCACUCUACCUCCAAAAAUUUCGCCGAGACGUAUGCAGGCUACCUCAACCGUUCCAUCAACGCUACCCAAUGCAUGGCUGCUGAGCCUUAUGCGUAUGCGUCUCCCAUCUUCAUGCGUAUCCCUCCCAUCACUCCGCAUCCUCGAUUCCUCAUCUCUUCAGCCGGUUUAGGGCUCGUCACUUUAGGACUCUGCUGCUGGGUCUCCCUCCAUUAUUUUUGCAGGCAGCCCCAUUUGAGAAAACACUUUUGAGGCGUUUAAAAGCUACCGCCACCGUUCCAACUUCCAACAGUGCUACUGAAGGCCUUGUCAACAUAUAUAUUUGUAUCUGUUUAUAGGCUAGCUAGGAGCAUACCAUAGAGAGUACAACACUUAGAACAAGACUACCCUGUAUGCCCUAUGCUAGUCAACUCGCUACUUUGAG